This is a messenger RNA of Drosophila willistoni, 1951 nucleotides long. RefSeq names its product ero1-like protein (gene Ero1L). NCBI's taxonomy places the organism in Eukaryota, Metazoa, Arthropoda, Insecta, Diptera, Drosophilidae. Gene Ontology annotation, cellular component: endoplasmic reticulum membrane; endoplasmic reticulum. The transcript is spliced from 5 exons. The coding region runs from base 117 to 1580 and encodes 487 amino acids. Gene Ontology annotation, molecular function: FAD binding; thiol oxidase activity; protein-disulfide reductase activity. Gene Ontology annotation, biological process: protein folding in endoplasmic reticulum. The record is from RefSeq and is a predicted model, not a curated record.
CACUACUAAAAGAGAAGCAGCAGCAGAAGUAGCAGCGGCAGCUGAGCCCCCCAAACAGAAAUAAAAAACACACACACAGAAAAACACGAACAGCAGCAACAACAUCAACAACAAUUAUGGUAGAAUACGGAGGGCAGCUAAAUCGCUGGCUACCACGCCUGAUGAUUCUGCUGAUCCUUCUUUAUUGGACAGCUCGAACUAGUGGCUAUUUUGCCGCCCUCGACGACGCCGAAACGAACAAAAAUUGCUUCUGUGAGUUGGAAGGCUCCAUUAACGAUUGCAGCUGCGAUGUGGACACUGUUGAUCAUUUUAACAAUAUGAAAAUCUAUCCACGCCUGCAAAGUCUAUUGGUUAAGAAUUUCUUUCGGUUCUACAAGGUGAAUUUGAGACAGGAUUGCCCAUUUUGGCACGACGACAGUCGCUGCUCCAUACGGUUCUGUCAGGUGGAAAAUUGCGAGGAGAAGGCCAUUCCACAGGGUAUUAAAGACAAGGGCGAGCAUAAAGAGAAAUCUGCAUCAUUCAAGUAUACUCGCGAGGCACAGGAGACUGGAGAUGGUGCAGUUGGUUGCUCUGGCGUGGAGGACUUUGAAAGUGCUCUAGGAUUUCUGGAUACCAGCAUUAGUGAUCAAGCGCACAAGGAAUUCGAGCUGUGGGCCAAACAUGAUGAGGCUGAGGAAGAUUUUUGCAUUCUCGAUGAUCAUGAGGAGGGAUCACAGUAUGUGGAUUUAUUAUUGAAUCCGGAACGUUAUACUGGCUAUCGUGGAGAUUCAGCUCAUCGCAUUUGGAAGAGCAUCUAUCUGGAGAAUUGUUUUGGCGGCAAUAAUGCCACAGCGAAUAAAUUCUCAAAUUAUGUGCCGCAUUUGGAUUUACGUGACGUUUGCCUGGAGCAACGUGCCUUCUAUCGCAUUAUAUCUGGCCUUCAUUCGAGUAUCAAUAUACAUUUAUGCUCAAAAUACUUGCUAUCCGAAUCGAAAGAUUUCCUCGAUCCUCAAGGCGUUUGGGGUCCAAAUGUCAAGGAGUUUAAACGUCGUUUUAGUCCAGAAACCACAAGUGGCGAGGGACCACAUUGGCUGCGUAACUUAUAUUUCAUAUAUUUGGUUGAAUUACGUGCCCUGGCCAAAGCGGCGCCGUAUUUGCGGCGCGAGGAAUACUACACAGGCAUUGCCGAGGAGGAUGACGAGGUCAAAUUGGCUAUCAAUGAUAUGCUAAGUGUAAUAGAAUCCUUUCAGUCACACUUUGAUGAGAAUGCUCUAUUUAGUAGUGGAAUUGCUUCAAUUAAAUUCAAACAUGACUACAAGGAAAAGUUUCGCAAUAUAUCGAGAAUAAUGAGUUGUGUGGGAUGCGAUAAAUGUAAAUUGUGGGGUAAAUUGCAGACGCAAGGCUUGGGUACAGCAUUGAAAAUACUGUAUUCAGAGAAAUUGAAUUUGGCAACAGAGAGCGGUAUUUGGGAUAAACCGCAUAUUGAAGCGGAUCCCAUAUUUAGGCUAUCACGUAGUGAAAUAGUAGCUCUAUUUAAUGCCUUUGGCAGAUUGUCAAAUAGUAUAUACGAAAUGGAAAAUUUCCGUCGUGUACUGAGGUAACCCAAAAGGAGAAAUAAUCUAGUGAUGACAUCGAUGCCUCAUCAAUUUGUAACUCAUCUAGCCAAUUUAUACGCACAUCUGUGUACAUUUAUCGGGGCUGUUAUAUUAUGGAUCUGAAAUUCCUUUUUAUAUACAUAUAUCUCACAUCCAUCCAUCCAUCCAUCCAUCCCCAACUACCUUCCAUAUAGAGAAUAAUUGGCAAAUGGCUAUUUCUUUUUGUUUUGGCAUUUCCCCAAAAGGGAAAGUCAAAUAAAUCCUUUCCCUUCCCUUGUAUAUAUGAAACAAAACAAAAACCCAAUUCCUGUUGGCUCUACAAUGUACAUUACAUACAAAAAAAAAAAAGAAAGAAAGAAAAACACAAACAAACAAAC